Messenger RNA from Suricata suricatta (meerkat), 2310 nucleotides. It is a transcript of the gene DDX43, whose product is annotated as DEAD-box helicase 43. The record is from RefSeq and is a predicted model, not a curated record. Bases 1 to 1941 code for a protein of 646 amino acids. The transcript is spliced from 17 exons. Lineage: Eukaryota; Metazoa; Chordata; Mammalia; Carnivora; Herpestidae. Gene Ontology annotation, molecular function: ATP binding; RNA binding; RNA helicase activity.
AUGUUAAGGCAAGAUGCAAACGCCAACGCCUCCUCGUGGGUCGUUGCGUCCAGACGAAGCUCGGCGGUGUCCCGGGCUCCAGAAAGGAGGCCGACAGAGGAUCCAAAUCGAAGAGGUCAGGGGAUGCCUAAGAGCGGCGGAGGUAGCGGCUGUAGGUAUUCUGGGCAUCCGCAGGCUGUGGUGCCAGGUGCCCGGGAACCGCCGCUCUGCUUCGGGUUAAAGAACGAGUGGGUCGGCCCUGUGAUCGGUCGAGGUGGGUCAAAAAUAAAGGAGAUACAAAGUACAACAAACACAAAAAUACAGAUAAUAAAAGAUUAUACAGAGUCACAAGUCAGAAUAUUUGGCACCAGGGACAUGAAGGCCAAGGCCAAAACAGCAAUAGAUAAUGUUGUUAAAGAACAAGAAAUUUAUAAUUCAAAACAGAAAAUUGAUAUUGUUGCAUUCCAACCUUCUGUUGGAAGAGAUUUAAGGACAGAGGGUAAUAGUACAAAGAAUCAGCCAUUGAUUGAUUGGGAUCAGAUUCGAGAAGAUGCUUUGAAAUGGAAAAAGAAAAAAUGGGAAGAUUUACCUGCAAUUAAGAAAAAUUUUUACAUAGAGUCAGAAACAACAAGUUCAAUGACACAAGAGCAAGUAGAUAUAUGGAGGAAAGAAAAUUAUAAUAUAACGUGUGAUGACUUGAAAAAUGAUGAGAAGCGUCAGAUACCAAACCCUACAUGUACAUUUGAAGAUGCCUUUAAAUAUUACCCUGAGGCCAUGGAAAACAUUAGAAAGGCAGGUUUCAGGAAGCCGACACCUAUCCAGUCACAGGCCUGGCCAAUAGUGCUACAGGGAUUCGAUCUUAUAGGAGUAUCCCAAACUGGAACAGGGAAGACCUUGUCCUACUUAAUGCCCGGAUUCAUCCAUUUGGAUUCCCAACCUAUAAUUAGAGAACAAAGGAUCAGACCCGGGAUGUUAGUCCUCACACCCACUAGAGAAUUAGCGAUUCAAGUACAAGCGGAAUGUUUAAAGUAUUCAUAUAAAGGCCUUAAAAGUAUUUGUAUCUAUGGUGGAGGAGAUAGAAAUGAUCAAAUACAAACAUUGAAAAAAGGAGUAGAUAUCAUUAUAGCAACGCCUGGACGACUGAAUGAUCUACAAAUGAAUAACUUUGUCGACCUCAGAGGCAUAAGUUAUUUGGUGUUAGAUGAAGCCGACAAGAUGUUAGAUUUGGGAUUUGAGCCCCAGAUAAUGAAGAUUUUAUUAGACGUGCGCCCAGACAGGCAGACGAUUAUGACCAGUGCAACGUGGCCAUGUGCUGUUCGCCGACUUGCAGAGUCCUAUUUGAAAGAGCCCAUGAUUGUAUACGUUGGCACUUUGGACCUGGUGGCUGUAAGUACUGUGAAACAGAACAUAAUUGUCACCACAGAAGAGGAGAAGCGAUCUUAUAUCCAAGAUUUUAUAGAGAACAUGUCUCAGAAAGAGAAAGUCAUCGUGUUUGUUAGCAGAAAAGCUGUCGCUGAUCACUUAACAAGCGACCUGGCUCUGCAGAGUAUAUCAGUGGAGUCUCUUCACGGAAACAGAGAGCAAAGAGACCGAGAGAGAGCAUUGGGAAACUUUAAAACAGGUAAAGUAAGAAUACUGAUCGCCACAGAUCUGGGGUCUCGAGGUCUUGAUAUCCAUGACGUCACACACGUUUAUAAUUAUGAUUUCCCCCGGAACAUUGAAGAAUACGUACAUAGAGUAGGCCGUACGGGAAGAGCAGGAAAAACUGGAACAUCUAUUACUCUGAUAACCAGAAAGGACUGGAGGAUUGCUGGCGAGUUAAUUAAUAUUUUGGAAAGAACCCGGCAGAGUGUCCCAGAGGAACUUGAAGCAAUGGCUGAGAGAUACAAGGCACAUAAACUGAGAAGAGAAAUGGAAAAAUUGGGGAAACCCCAGGGAAAAUGGUACAGAGGUUAUUACUAAUACUGAAGUGGUACCAACCUACUUACAUAAAGGUCUCAAGACCUUGGAAAACUAGGAUGUGGAAAUAUUGCAAGCAUGCUGGCUGCAUGAAGCGAUGACUAAUUCUAAAAAGUGUUUAAAAAGUUAGAAUUCAGUGUUUUAUACUUUUAAUAAAAUUAGAAAUUUAAACUUGUUUAAUUUUCUUCAUACUUACUAUUAAGGAAUAUAGUGUUAAUUUCCCACUUAUUUUAUUUAAAAAUAAAAGUACAUUUUAUCUCCUGAAAUGUUCCUCUGUUAAGGCCAGUCUUUAAAGAGUUUAAAACCUGUUAAAAUGUCUUGGCAGUGAAGAAGAUACUAUUGACAAAAUAAAUGUUUUUCUAUGAUAAAAGA